This is a messenger RNA of Sardina pilchardus (European sardine), 5305 nucleotides long. It is a transcript of the gene plekhg5a, whose product is annotated as pleckstrin homology domain containing, family G (with RhoGef domain) member 5a. Gene Ontology annotation, cellular component: axon; plasma membrane; endocytic vesicle. The record is from RefSeq and is a predicted model, not a curated record. Bases 144 to 3260 code for a protein of 1038 amino acids. Gene Ontology annotation, molecular function: guanyl-nucleotide exchange factor activity. The transcript has 19 exons. Lineage: Eukaryota; Metazoa; Chordata; Actinopteri; Clupeiformes; Clupeidae. Gene Ontology annotation, biological process: endothelial cell migration; Rho protein signal transduction.
UGUGCCAACACCAGUCCUGCCCAGACCCCCGCCCUGCUGCCAAGGUGUGUCAUCACCCAGCCUGUCAGGAGCUGAGGGGGGGCGGACCCCUCCACCUGUGUGAGUCAUGUGACUCUCGCUGUCACCCCAUCGCCCCCGGCAACAUGCUCUUUGACAGACACCCACGUUUCGACCUGCAGCCACAAGGUUCCAUCCUGGCGAGGAACGUGUCCACGCGCUCCUGCCCCCCCCGCACCGGCACCGGCCCCCCCUCGGACAUGGAGGAGGCGGACGACUGGGGGAGUGACAUGGGGGAUCGUAAGAGUGGAGGAAUGAAGUUGGUGAAGAAGAAGCCGAGGCGUCGACACACAGACGACCCCAGUAAAGAAUGCUUCACACUGAAGUUUGACCUGAGUGUGGACGUUGACAUGGAGAUCGUUCCAGCUGUUAAGAAGAAACCACUGAGGGAGGUGUUGGCGCCUGUGUUUGAGCAGAAGGGUAUUGAGCUGUCGCGAGUGGAGCUGUUCCUGGAUCAGUCCAACACGCCGCUCUCCCUCGCCUUUGAGGCCUACCGCUUCGGAGGCCACGAGCUGAGGGUCAAAGCGCGGCCAGGAGAGGAGCAGAAGCUGGAGAGGACCAUGCGUGACCCGCGCUCCCUCUCGCUGCCCAUCCUGAGAGGCUCCGCCCCCCCCACACACACCCCCGACCGACCAGAACACCGCUCACUGGGACGCAGAGACACCACGGACCUGCUGGGCCAGACGCGGCGGCGUAAGAACAUGACGGAGUUCCUGGGCGACGCCUCCAUCCCUCCGGCCACGCCCCCUCUGAGCGCCUCGCUGCCCGCGGCGGGAACUGACCGCUGGAAGAACCGCGCCGCCAACCGCUUCAGUGUGUUCUUCUCCUCCGCCGCCGCCAACGGAGCCCUCGGGAAGGAGAUGGACCGUGUUGAGCAGCUGCAGGAUAAGCUGCAGUCCUACACUAAGUUCGGAUUACCCAAGAUGCCCCAGCAGCUCUCCUUCCACCGCGACGCCUGGGAGGAAGAGGUCAACCUGGACAUGGAGGAGUCCUGGACACAGCUACUGGACAACCCAGAGGCCCUGAGCAGGCGGCAGGUGCACCAGCAGGAGGCUAUCUGGGAACUGCUACAGACUGAGGCAGCGUACAUCAAGAAGCUCAACGUCAUCAUCGAUCUCUUCCUCAGUGGUCUGCUGAACCUGCAGGAGAGUGGUCAGCUGGUGGAGGUGGAGCCGGCGCGUCUCUUCAGUAACGUCCAGGAGCUGCUGCGGCUACACACACACUUCUGGACCGACGUGCUGCGGCCCCCUCUGGACACCGCGCGCCGCACACACACUCCGCUCGACCCCACACACCUGUACCAGGGCUUUAUAGAGUUUGGUUUCAGAUUUAAGCCCUAUGUCCGUUACUGCAUGGAUGAGGAGGCAUGUAUGGAGUACAUGCGCAGCCUACUGAAGGACAACGAGCUCUUCAGGAUCUACGUUACUUGGGCGGAGACCCAUAAGCAGUGUAGUCGUCUGAAGCUGACUGAUAUGCUGGUCAAGCCUCACCAGCGCCUGACCAAGUACCCGCUGCUGCUCAAGAGCGUCCUCAAGAAGACCGACGACCCGGCCGCACGCGACGCACUCAGCAGGAUGGUGCUGUGUGUGGAGCGCUUCAUCAACAGUGUGGACGGUCAGAUGCGGCAGCGUGAGGAGAGGCAGCGGCUGGAGGCCAUCAGUGGACGCAUCGAGGCCUACGACGCCGUGGAGACCGGCUCUGAGGAGGUGGACAAGAUUCUCAGGGAGUUCCACCAGUUUGACCUGAUGGCUCCGGUGAUCGGGGCUCCGUGUGACGAGACCAGACAGCUCCACCUGGAGGGGGCGCUACGCAUGAAGGAGGGCAAAGACAGCAGGGUGGAGGUGUACUGCUUCCUGUUUACGGACCUGCUGCUGAUCACGAAGGCGGUGAAGCGGGUGGAGCGCGUGCGUGUGAUUCGCCCGCCGCUGCUGCUGCACCAGGUGGUGUGUCGCGAGCUGAAGGACGCCGGAACCUUCCUCCUCCUCUACCUCAACCAGCUGCAGCACGCCGUCGCAGCGUACAGCUUCCAGGCCAACAGCGCCACCCAGGGGAGAGGAUGGGUAGAGGCCAUCACCAACGUACAGAAUCAGCUGCAGCGUCUGCGCUCUGAGGAGUGUGAGCGGGGGGGCCGCAGGAGAGAGGAAGAGGAGGAGGAGGAAGAGGAGGGAACAGAGAGCAGCAUGAGCACCUCCAGCUCCCCAUCACUACAGCACAAGGACACACUCAGCCAAUCAGACGGCUCGACCGAAACCCUGGCCGUGGUUGCCAUGGACGAGGCAGAUGAUGUGGUCGUGGCCUCCUCGUUGCUCUCGGAGACGGAGCCUGAGAAGGCGCGGCUGCACUCUGAUUCGUCGAACCCCAGGGGGGCGGGGUCCGCAGUAGUGGGCGUGGCCCAGGAGGAAGAGGAGGACCCAGAGAGCCGCUCGCUAUCAAUGGACUCCGCCUACGGAACCCUGUCCCCCCAAUCCCUGACCACGCUAGAGCUCAGGGCGGGGCUGGGGGCGGGGCUAGGGGCGGGGCAUGUCGAGGGGGAGGGGCAUAGCGAGGGGGAGGACACAGAGGCGGAGUAUGAUGAGGAGGAGGAGGUGUUUGAGGAGGAAGAGGAGGAGGAGGUGGAUGACGAAGACGGCACGGCCUGGAACGGCUCCCAGGUGACGGUGAACGAGACGGCGUUCCUGGAGGACGCUGAGGCGGGAGAGCGCCCCCCUGUGGCCGACCACAUCCUGGCGGCGGGAACGGCCCUGUCGCUACGGCGAUGGUCCCCCGUGCAACAGGCCUCACGCCCUGCCCACCGCUCGCGCUCGGAGGACGACCUCCUGCAGCGAUCGGACCGUAACCACGGAAACCUCCGCACUAGCCCCUCCCACUUCCGUAGGCCCGCCUCCCAGAGCGCGGAGCUCCUCCUCCUCCCGGGGGAGGAGUCGGGGCUGAGGGGCGUGUCCGAUGCGUUGGCCGGCCCCCUACUGCGUGCUCAGGUGCGCCAGGUGUCGCGUACGCUCAGCUGCCCCAGCGGCCCGCAGCAGGAGGAGCAGGAGGAGCAGGAGGAGCAGGAGGAGCAGAGCACAGCGCCACCCGCAGCACGGGAGGGGAAGUGCGGCCUCACGCCGGCCCAGCAGCAGAAGAAGAAGCUGACGCGCACGCAGCUACAGCGACUACGUACCAGCAUGGUCCUAAACUCCACCCUCACCGCCUCGGAGGUGUAGAACUCUCCGGGCCCUGGACGAGGGACCUCCAUGAGCUGGUCUUCUGGCGGAACUCUCGACAGACGCUCCGGUUCUGCUUCACUACAGCACCAUGGCAACAGCAGGGUGGAUGACCACAUGAAGGACAAGACGUUAACUCCAGAAGACGAUGUCACACAUAUCAGCCCGCACACACACACACACACACACACACACACACACACACACACACACACACACACACACACACACACACACACAUCAGCCUGUGUGGAUCUGAGAGAAAGACUAGCACACACAACUCACCAGGACUAGAACGUUAUGCCCCCAAACUCACCAGGACUAGAACAUCAUUAGAACUAGAACCUCGCCCGUGUUUUGCAUUCCACUCCAGACUCCAGCAGUGAUAGAACACGACCAGUAGCGUUUGGAGAACCCUGCCCUGAGGGAACCCCCGAUAGGCCACAGUGUUGUGUACAACACAGCUUCACCAUCAGGGGAAAAGUGGGAAUAGCGCUGUCUCCGACUUCACCAUUAGGAACAGGAAGUGGGAAUAGGAACAGGAAGUGGGAAUAGUGUCAUGUUCAACUCAUCCCAACAGUACUACAUGUAACACUAAAGAUGUAGCACUGUAAACCCAAACUCCUACAUCACUGCACACCCAAACACACCUAAACUCCUACAUCACUACAGACCCAAACUCCUACAUCACUACACUCCCAAACUCCUACAUCACUACACACCCAAACUCCUACAUCACUACACACCCAAACUCCUACAUCACUACACACCUAAACUCCUACAUCACUACACACCCAAACUCCUACAUCACUACACACCCAAACUCCUACAUCACUCACUACACACCUAAACUCCUACAUCACUACACACCUAAACUCCUACAUCACUACACACCCAAACUCCUACAUCACUACACACCCAAACUCCUACAUCACUACACACCCAAACUCCUACAGUUUGGUAACUCCUAGUAGUGUAACCAAGGUGACGGGCUGUCAGACUCCACCUGAUGUCGUGCCUGGUGGUCAGAGUGAGUGAACACAGGGAGGCGACUCUGAAGCUUAAGGGGGCAGCAGGGGAUUGUGGGAAGACUGCAGAGGAUUGUGGGAAGGCUGGAGGUCACCAGUAAGGUUCUGUAGCAGGUGUUCUCCUCAGGAGGCUGUUCAGGUUCUGUUUCAGGAGGCUUGCUUGCAGGAACGCUGCGUCACCAGGCUCGUUCAUAGUCAUAGUGGCCUUCUUUUGUAGAAAGGGAAUCCUCCUCUGAAGCCCUUCAGCAAAUGGUUUCCUAAAGGGCUAUAUGCAAAAGCACCUCCCAUCACAGGGUUCUGUCUGAAGUCUAGGGUUCACUGAAGAGUGUGUAAAACUUGUGGAUUGCAGAGAGCCAUUGUGCUCCGGUGCUGUGAGGUUUGUUUGUUGAUGUUGUGAUCUGCUGCCACCUGCUGGCCAACUGAUGAAGUGUCUGAUUUUAUUUUAAAAGCGUUUCCUUGUGCUUGAACUAAACCCUGACUGACCACGUGGACCUCCACUUGCAGAAACUAAUGUCCAGGGACGUUUAGAUCUCCCGAUGAGAGUCACGACUAGUCACAGGUCUUGUGUACCUGUCAUGUCUUAUUUAAUAUUCUGCUCAGUGCAUGCAGGCUUAAACAGAUGUGGGGUUAGAUAAGCCAGAGCUUCAGUAGCUAACAGUCUUGGACCACUUAAUAUACCAAAGUCACAGCUAUCAAAAGUCUUGCAUGCAUUUGCGCUUUGUUGAAUUGUACUGUAAAUAUAAUAUUUAUUAAGCUAGCUUUGUUUUAUAUAUUUUAUAAUGUUAGACUUUUAACGGUAAUGUUGGACUUGCUGUUUGUGUCUUAGUGGGAUUGAAACUCAGCCCACUCGGCUUCAGCACUAAAAGGGCUUCAACUUGAUUCUGUCAAUCAUGCACACGAUCAUCCUGACUGGACAGCAGAUCUGUCCGUUAUCCACAUAAGCUCUUCUGAUUGGAGAGUCAGAGAUAAACUCAGAUUUGUUUGUUGUUCACCAAACACACUCAAUAAAAAUACAUA